AUGGCCUCAGCUGCGGUUACCAAGAAGUUGAGGGAGGAAGCCACCUGCCCCAUCUGCCUGGAGCUCAUGACUGAGCCUGUGAUUAUCGACUGUGGGCACAGCUACUGCCGCAUGUGCAUACUGGGCUUUAUCGGGAACCAAAGCUCUGAAACAUCAUCUCUGGGGACAUUUCAUUGUCCCCAGUGUCGGGAACCUUUUAAAAGAGAUAGCAUCCGGCCCAACAAGCACCUGGCAAAUAUCAUUGAAACCAUCAAGGAGACAAAGUGUGAAAGGUUGUGUGAGAAACAUGGCGAGCAGCUCCACCUGUUCUGUGAGGAUGAUGGUCAGCUCAUCUGCUGGCGCUGUGAGCACUCACCAGAGCACAAAGGACAUGUCACUGCUCUUGCUGAAGAUGCUUGCAAAGGCUACAGGGAACAACUCCAGAAAGCAGUCACAAAACUGAAAGUAACAGAAUCUAAAUAUAAGCAGCUGAAACUAAACACAACUCGAAAAAUAAGUAGUUGGAAGGAAACAAUAAGGAAUGAGGAAGAAAGAGUCCAUUCUGAAUUUAUGUGUCUUCACAUAUUCCUGCACCAGGAGGAGGAGUUAUAUAUGUGUCAACUGAAGAAAGAAAAAGAGCAGAAGCUGAGCAGACUGCAGGACAGUGUAGCCCAUCUGGACAACAAACUACAGGAACUCAAGAACUGUAUCCUGGAACUGGACAAGAAAUGUCAGGGCUCAGCACAGAAUUUGCUACAGGAUAUAAAAGACACCUUGAGCAGGAACUCAGCUAUCGAUAUGGAAACACCAGAGGAUAUUUCUUUGGAGGUGCAUACUGUGUGCAAUGUCUCUGAACUUUACUUUAGUGUCAGAAAAAUGUUAAAGCGCUAUCAAGUUGGUGUGACUCUGGAUCCAAAUACUGCUCGUGGAGAUUUAGAUCUGUCUGUUGAUCAGAGAAGAGUGCAAAACGUUGGAACAUAUUUCUCUAGAUUUGCAAGGAGGCCUCAAACUACUGAACAAUUUACGGCCUUACCCUCUGUCCUGGGCCGUGAGCGCUUCACCUCAGGAAGACAUUACUUUGAAGUGGAUGUGAGAGAAGGAACUCAGUGGAGUGUAGGAGUUUGUCUGGACAACAUGCCAAGGGACACAUGGAUGCCUAGGUCUGGAUUCUGGAUUAUCAGACUGAGAAAGAACGGGAAGAAUAUAGCCCUUAGUUCUAAAGCCAUUACUCUUGCACUGAUGAACAAGCCUGAAGUAGUAGGGAUUAUGCUCGACUAUGAGGCUGGGCUUGUGUCCUUCUACAAUGCCACUGCUGGUUCCCACAUCUACACCUUCCCGAAGGCCUCCUUCUCUCAGGCUCUCAGACCUUAUUUCCAGGUCAAUGACUUUUCUUCUUUGUUCCUGAUUUCCUCAAAUGAGUAA
This is a messenger RNA of Sorex araneus (European shrew), 1401 nucleotides long. Its product is annotated as E3 ubiquitin-protein ligase TRIM38-like. The record is from RefSeq and is a predicted model, not a curated record. The transcript has 6 exons. Gene Ontology annotation, molecular function: protein binding; zinc ion binding. Bases 1 to 1401 code for a protein of 466 amino acids. NCBI's taxonomy places the organism in Eukaryota, Metazoa, Chordata, Mammalia, Eulipotyphla, Soricidae.